UCCUCAAAGUUACAAAGGCUGCAGUUGGGAGGGACCCUUAGAUAGUUUUGGUGGCCCAUUCUGUACUUCUUGGAGGUAACAUAUGAAUGUGUUGGAGAAGAAAGUAAACCAUCAUAUAUUCUCCUUUCAUCCUGUUUAAACUGUUGGAAGAAGCGGCUUUAAGAAAAAGAUUAAGGCAAAAUGACAACUGCUCAAUUUUAUUGCCAAUACUGCAUGGCAUCACUUCUUGGGAAGAAGUAUGUACUAAAGGAUGACAAUCCAUACUGUGUUUCUUGUUACGAUCGUAUCUUUUCUAACUAUUGUGAGGAGUGCAAAGAACCAAUUGAAUCGGGUUCCAAGGAUCUUUGUUACAAAGGCCGUCACUGGCAUGAGGGAUGCUUUAAUUGCACCAAAUGCAGUCACUCUUUGGUGGAAAAGCCUUUUGCUGCCAAGGAUGAGCGCCUGCUCUGCUCCGAGUGCUAUUCUAACGAGUGCUCUUCCAAGUGCUUUCACUGCAAGAAGACCAUCAUGCCUGGUUCCCGCAAAAUGGAAUUUAAGGGUAACUACUGGCAUGAAACCUGCUUUGUAUGUGAGCAUUGCCGACAGCCAAUAGGAACGAAACCUUUGAUUUCCAAAGAGAGUGGCAAUUACUGCGUGCCGUGUUUUGAGAAGGAGUUUGCUCACUACUGCAGCUUUUGUAAGAAGGUGAUAACUUCAGGUGGGAUAACGUUCCAUGACCAGCCAUGGCAUAAGGAGUGUUUUCUGUGCAGCGGCUGUGGGAAAGAGCUCUGUGAGGAAGAGUUUAUGUCCAAGGAUGACUAUCCAUUCUGUCUGGACUGCUACAACCAUCUUUACGCCAAAAAGUGUGCCGCCUGCACCAAGCCUAUUACUGGUCUCAGAGGUGCCAAGUUUAUCUGCUUUCAAGACCGCCAGUGGCACAGUGAAUGCUUUAACUGUGGGAAGUGUUCGGUCUCCUUGGUGGGGGAAGGCUUCCUGACUCACAACAAGGAAAUCUUCUGCCGCAAAUGUGGCUCUGGGGUGGACACUGACAUCUAGAAGGAGACAGUCCCUCCCCACCGGAAAUCCACCCUUGCUUUUGUUCUCACUAAAUCCAAAACUCAACUGACAUUGCACUUCUGACUUAAUUUUUAGAAAAAAUUCUUAUAGAGUUUAUAGCACAAGUAUUUUUGCACACAUUCUAAUUGAACUAUAAGGGCUCAGAAAAAGCACAGUCUAAUAGAAAUGAAUAUACUCUAAAUCACAAAGACACCUUUCCUUGCAAAAUACUGCACUCUGCUGUUAGAAAAUAUGGGAAAAUAUUUCUUUAUUGUAAUCUAAUGUAUAACCUAUACCUACAAGUCAUGGAUUUUAUUACUAAAAACUGAUGUUUUUCAAAACUGCAGAGUAAGAAGGAUAUCAAGCGAUCAAAUUGAAAGACAAAUAUAUGAGACUAAGGUUCGCAUUCCUCACUAGUUAUACGUAACAUGCUUUGCUGUGAACGGUAGAAAAACAAAGAUGGUCAGGGAAAACAUCAGUAAUCAUCAUAUUUAGGUAUUUUGUCAUUUUAUCAUUCUCUUAUUGUUCACAAGUACUAACUUUGGAGUUGAAAAACAAAACUACAAUUUGCACUCACCCUCCCUGCUUCCAAAGUAGCUGGUUACCAUAUUUAAUCAAAGGAAUCUGAGAAUUCUGGGCACCUUGCCUCUCAUUCUCUGCAUAGAUACAAAGGUAUCCUUUCCCCCCAGGGAUAGUUGAAGCAUAGGUUUCAACACAUUUUGUGUUAAAAGCAUUUCAAAGUCCACAAUGAAACUUUUUUCUAAAUAUUUACAUAUUCCCAGAAAGAAAAGUCUAUUCUUUCAAAAGAGCAAACCAGGAUAAUCAUUGUCCCCAAAGGCAAACCUUUAAAGUAAAUUGAUCACUAAAUCAUCACUUGUGGAAAUGAGUUUUAGGGAAGGGAUUGUGUGUUGGAACAUGACUUUCAUCCAGAUAUCUAAAGGCAUAAUAGAAUGCAUAAUUAGCUCUGAGCCUCAUGCAUUUUGCCUUCCAACAUUUCAUAGAUGAUUAAUGAGAAGACACAGAAGUGAAUUUUAAAGAAAUCUAGUAAUAAUAAUAACCGAAAAAUAACUCACUGCUGAUAAUUCAGGACCUGUGAAGAAGCACAAUCGAGCAAUAAGGCCUGUAAAUGAGGCUUCCUCCACACCUGGGCCACCCACAGCACCCUGCCCAGAGCUUCAGUCUCUUACACGGACUCUGAGGGGCACUCUCAACCUUCAGGAGCCACUCUACAAACAAACCAGUGUGUUUAUUGGUCACGGCCUUAAUGAAAACCUAUCACUAUGUGUUUAUCUUUAUACCACACAUCUACUGAUGAUGACCCUAACUAGCAGCCCCUGGACAAGAAUUUCCACAUUAUGUAGGAUAAAUGGAAAUCAAACUCUGUUCUCGUUCAAUUAUGACCCUCGGUUAUAGCGUCAUGGGUGCAGCAGACAGAGGUCAGGAGAGGAAAUCCAGACUUGACACGACAUUUUUAUAAGUGUCUACUCCCAUACUAGUGCAUGAAAGUUUCGGACUGAAGUCUAAUUACAUGCUGUGGUUGACUACAAUGAUUAAAAUAGCAUCACAGAAGAUUCAAUUAAAAUUGUUAUGGAAACACAAUUUUUGAAAAAGUUUAAAAUGCAAGAACAUUUGGUGAUGUUAGCAAUUUAGAGAUACAAAUAAAAGGUCAGGCUUCAUCGGCUAUUUGAAAGAUAUAUUUGUCCUUUUUUGGGUAUUAACAAUGCCAAGAUAUUUUCCCAUAUUAACAUUUAAAUGUAGGCAAAAAUAUCAAUAUUCUUCCUGCAUUGUUUGAAAUUGCACAUAUAAAACUGAGUAUGCCAAUUGUUCAAUGCUUUAGAAUAUAAUAACAGUGAAUCAUAUAUUUAGAAAGCCAAGCCAUUCUGAAUCUGUGUGGAUAUACAAUAUGUAAUACUGUCUCAAUUAAUCAAUUAGAAGUAAACAUACAAAAUGGUUUUUUUUCAACAAUUGGUAUCGCUUAGGCAUUUUGCCAUGUGAGACUGGGGGGAUGUGAGUAUGCACAUGAUCAGGAGUUGUUACUUAAUUCACAGAAUCAUUUCCAAGACAGAGAUUUUGUCAUCCUUUGAUAAGUAUAGCUAAGUAUAUCAUAUCACUAAGCUACCUUCUAAAUGUGGAAUUAUCUCUAUUUUUAGAAGACAUUUCUUCCAUAUUUAGUGGGUAGCUUAGUCACCAAACACGUAUUAAACAUGUACAACACACAGUUAGAGCUCAAGCUGCUAUGCUUCUGGGGUGGGGGGGGGGUAGAUCAGGGUACGGAAGCACUGGAUGCCAGAUGCAGAGAGCUCAUAAAAAGCGCCACUGUAGACGUAACACACACAGAGCAGCAACUGAGAAAAGAUACGAUUAGACUGACACAUAAAGAUAAAAGCAAAAAUCAUACGUAAUAUGUGAUAGGUGGUUUAGGUCAAUAAAAAGAAAACCCCUCUGACUGACUUAUCACAAGAUGGAAUGGACUCUCUCAGAAAGCAGUGGGCUCCCAAGAUUCAGGGCAUGACAUCUGCCCAAAUAGGGAAGCCGUUAGAAACCAAUCCUGUGUGCUGAGAAAAACCCAAUGGCUUGGAAGUAGCAGAGCAACUGGGCCAAAGAGGAAGAAGAAAUGGGAAUGCUAAAGAAAAGGGUCAGAUGAAGAGAGAGGAUGAACUCUUAGGAUAAAAGGUUUAUACUUAAUAGAAUAGGAAGGAGAAAGCUAGUUACUGUUCUUAAAAAGAGGAGAAAAUGUGUAAAGAACAUUGUGCUAAGCAUUAUGACAAUGUGUAAAGAACAUUGUGCUAAUGAUCGCACGUGGCGUAGAACUAAAGAGGGCAAGCUUCUGAAGGUGAAGAUAUCUGACCCCAGUAAUACCUUUGAUUAGUGGCUGCAGAAGUGAAGAAAGGGGCAGCAAUAGGCAAUGCAAACCAACAGCUAGAUUUGAUGAUGUAGAUGAGUGAACAAGUCAAUGAAUCAAAUAAAAUAUUUAAUAAAUAAUUGAUAAUUAUCAAAAAUAUUUGAUAAAUAUUUAAUAAAAUAAAAUAACCGCUGUCAUGUUGUGGUUAGGGAUGAAAAAGAAAAAUACAGAAAGAAUUUCUGCUUUCAUCAUAAGAGGAAGGGUGCCCAAGUCUUCAUUUUUCACUCAACAAAACCAUAACACAUUAUAUUGGAAAAAUCUAGGGCUUACUGGUUAAGUGAAGUGUAAUGGAGCUACAAUCAUGGGUUGAAAACUUACUUUAAAAAAAAGAAACAUUAAAUUGUACUUUGGAGGGAAAGAUUGCUCAACCAUGGUAAAAAUGAAUCACACUGUCAAAAAAGACCUUGGUUAAAUAUCACAGCAAAAUUUAGUCCUACAAAUGAAAAAUUAACCUAAAAAUGUAUGUCUGUUGUUAGUAUUAAGAACAUUUUUUAAGAAAAAAUUACUUUUUAACCUACUUUUGGUAUAUUGAUAGCAAUUCAUGUUUUAAAUAGGAAAAGAUGGUUAUAAUAUGCUUGAGGUGUAUUUCAUUGAGCACAGAAAUUAUUCUCAAAUACAAUCAUAGAUGUUCAUUAUUACAAUAAUAUCAUUUUUGCUUGUUUUAUAAAUUCUGAUUUUCAAAAUUUUCUUAUGGUAAAUAAGUUUUAUAAUACAUAUUCUCAAACUGUAUUUAGAGAUUUAUUUUUUACAUUGUGCAGUAAGCAAGAUAGAUAUGGAGUAACUUUAUAGAGUUUAUAUGUCUAUUACAUAGUAGUUAUGAAUUUUAUCUUCACUUUUACAACACCUAAAUUAGCCAUUUGUUCAAAUAUCAUUUCAGAGUAUUAAAACAGGAAUGCUGCUGCUGCUGCUGCAGCAUAAUUCAAUUCUGUCUGAACCAAACAGUAAUAUCUACGUAUCUAUGUUCUGUCUUACAAUGAUCAAAUUUUAAAAUAUUCUAAACUAAGAAUUAUUUUAAUUACUAUAUCUGUGAUUCUAAAAAUAUUCUAUCAGAGAUAUCUCACCAGUUGAAUUUUCUUAUUUCUUAUUUUGAGGUAGUCUUCUGCUAAUUUUUUUUCAUUUAUAUACUGGAGGAAUUGGUAAGACUCAUUGCUUUUAAUCUCUUAUUAAUUUUGUCUAAAGCAAAAUCUGCAUCUGUAAUAGACUCCAUGUAACUUCAGCUAAUCCAUACUACAAGCAUCAAUUAAAUUCUCUCUAGAGUUAUAUUAGAUGAUUCAUUUAAUGUCAGAAUGUAUUUCACAAAAAAACAUUCAGAAAAAUAUCUCUCACCAAACAUUUCUAGUGCAUUUUUUUAAGCCAUAGAGCUUUGAAAUAUGAUGAAAUUCUUAUGGAUACUCAAUAAACAUUUACAUCUUGGAAUGGUGUUUCUUCAAUUAAAUGGUCAGAAGAUUACUAGAACUUAUACUUGCAGGGAUAUACUUUUAUCAUGAAGCUCUUCCCCCAGAACUAUCAGAUCUUUAGAUCUUCACUGACCUACCAGAAACAUUCCAAAAGUCAGCUGGAGCAACUGUAAAGAAAUGUUUGGGGAACUUUGUGGUCCUCUUUCUAAGAAGAAGUAAAGGGGAUGGACCAGGCUUCCCCGGUGACUCAGCGGUAAAGAACCUGCCUGCCAAAGCAGGAGAUGUGGGUUUGACCCCUAGGUCCGGAAGAUCCCUGGAGAAGGAAAUGGCAACCCACUCCAGUACUCUUGCCUGGAGAAUCCCAUGGACAGAGGAGCCUGGCGGGCUACAGUCCACGGGGUCGCAGAGAGUCAGAUACAACCGAGCACACUCACACACACCUGUUAAAUGUGGAGUUGGAGGAGAUAUUUCUCAAAUUGAUAAUCAAAAAAGAGGGGAAAGGAAUGGAAAUAAUUCAAGCUCAAGUUUCAGUUUAUACAGGAAAUAACAGAGUUUAUGCGUAUUCAGAAUGCCUGGAUUGUACAUCUCUGUGGUUGAGAAAGGAAACAGCUCACUGUGGUAGAAUUAUGAUCCAUGCCACAGAGAAGCAAAGAGUAUUUGGGUCAAAUAUUUUCCCAUGAAUGGUAAUAAACUUAUGGAGUGGAUGUCCAUAAAGGGUUCUCUGAAUGAGGAACAUUAAUGAGCUCAACAGACAUCCAUUCAAUGACUCAAACAGUGACAUUAAAUGCUAUUCCCAUCACAUCUAAAAACAAAAAUUAGGUUUGACAUUUAUGGAAGUCCAUACACCGAAUUCCAAAGGCUUAUUCUUUAUUUAUACAAGUGACAACCUACUCCUGAUUUGCCUCUGUAGCAUCAUUUAUGAAACUCUCUAUGUGAGAAUUCUAACCCAAGGAAAUAAAUGAGGGAGUAUGAAUAAAGAAGAAAUGAAGAAAAAAAGAGUGGUGAUAAAAAAAUUAACAUUCCUGAAAAAAAUAGAAAAUUUAAUUUAGUUUAAAGACAUUUUUCCCUAUAGUAUAAUAAAACAUUUUCAAAACCACAAGGCAUUUGAAGAAAGCAAAGUAAAUGGACAAAGGAAAAGAAAAUUUGAUAAAAUUUGACAUGAGAACUACAAUUUGAUAUCUGUCACCCAGGUGGCUCAAGUAGUAAAGAACCCACCUGCCAAUGCAGGUGACAUAAGAGACACGGGUUCGAUCCCUGGAUGGGGAAGAUCCCCUGGAGGAGGGCAUGGCAACCCACUCCAGCAUUCUUGCCUGGAGAAUCUUAUGGACAGAGGAGCCUGGAGGGCUAUAGUCCAUAGGGUCACAAGGAGUUGGACACUACUGAAGCGACUUAGCAUGCAUGCAUAACCUCUCUCAAGGGAAAAUUACUCUCAAAUACUACCAACAGACACACAGUCACCAAAGUCAAUAAUAUUCACAGUUCCAAUGCUGUUGUGAGGUAUUUACUACUGUUGGUCUUCCAUUAUUCCUUCAAAAUCUGACUAUAGUAAUCUUUUCACUAUAUACAUAUGUGUGUGUGUGUGUAUGGAUAUAGAGAGAUGUUGAUUUUUAUAUGUAUCUAUCCAAUUACCAUGUAAUACACCUUAAAUAAUUUUAAAAAUUAAAAGCAAAAUUCCUCCAGUUAGUUGCCAUCAAUAGGUGCUCAUGGCAAUCUUGGAAACAGAUCUCCUAAAAGAAUAGUAAUGUUAAAUAUUUUCCUUACAUCUAUAAGAUACUCUUUUCAUGUUUGAUACAUUUGGCUCAUUAUUUUCAUACACUGCUGGGGGGAGAGAGGCACUUCUGGAAAGAAAUUUGGCAAUGUAUAUAAAAAGAGUCUUAAUUUUUUUAUAUGCUUUUAACAAGAAAUUUCAAUUUCUAAGAAUUUAUACUGGGAAAAUCA
Messenger RNA from Dama dama (fallow deer), 7272 nucleotides. It is a transcript of the gene FHL5, whose product is annotated as four and a half LIM domains 5. The record is from RefSeq and is a predicted model, not a curated record. Gene Ontology annotation, cellular component: Z disc; nucleus. Gene Ontology annotation, molecular function: transcription coactivator activity. The transcript has 6 exons. The coding region runs from base 181 to 1035 and encodes 284 amino acids. NCBI's taxonomy places the organism in Eukaryota, Metazoa, Chordata, Mammalia, Artiodactyla, Cervidae. Gene Ontology annotation, biological process: positive regulation of transcription by RNA polymerase II.